UAGCUUCGCAAGAGUGGGGGCAAGGCCUCUUAUAAGCUUUGAGGGUGAGGGGGGGCGUACCUGUUCCUCUUCACUCUCUUCUUCUCCUGCAUCAGCCUUCCCAUCAAUCUCCCUGACGAUGAAGUCUGUUGAGGAGAAGCCGACCGUGACAAACACGUCGCUCGACUUGGCUCGACCAAACGGCGACGACAUCGAGGCCGUCUCUUCCAAGGGCUCCUCCGCCCUGGCCGAGAAGACGGGACACGACGAUGGUGGCGAAGUCGACGACGAAGCAAAGCGGAAGCUCGACGCGCUGCACCUCGACCCGGACCAUGCCGAGCCAGCGACAAGGGAAGAACGACGGGCGACCCUGAGGAAGAUCGACAUGGUGAUGAUGCCCAUGAUGUGCCUCUCGGUCCUGCUCCAGUACCUCGACAAGAGCUCUCUUAACUAUGCCAACCUGCUUGGUAUCCAAAAAGAUCUCGGCCUUCAUGGCCAGCAGUACAGCUGGCUCGGCAGCAUCUUCUACAUCGGCUACCUGGCUGCAUCGCCCGUGCAUGGUUUUUUCAUGCAGAAGUUGCCCUUGACUCGCUACGUCGGCGUCUGCAUCAUCUUGUGGGGCACGACCCUCGCGCUGCACGCCACCUGCUUCAACUACGCCGGCCUUGUCGCCUGCCGCCUCUUUCUCGGCAUCUUUGAGGCGGCCCUGACGCCUGCCUUUAUCCUCAUCACCGGCCGUUUCUACCGCUCCAAGGAGCAAGUCGCUCGCACCAGUAUCUGGUUUAUGCAAAACGGCACGGCGCAGAUUCUCGGCGGCGCCAUCUCGUACGGUGUGCAAACCCAGCGGCCCAGCAGUCUCAAGGUCUGGCAGCAGCUCUACGUCAUCCUGGGCAUCAUCACCUUUUGCUAUGGCAUCGUCGUCUUCCUAGUCAUGCCCGAGAAGCCAGAGACGACUCGUCUGUUGACUCCACGGCAGCGCAUCGUCGCGCUGGAGCGGAUCCGCGAAAACAAGACGGGUCUCCACGACCGGACGUUUAAGCGAGCGCAGCUCUACGAGGCUCUCCUCGACGUCCGCCUCUAUCUCUUCUUCUUUGCCGUGGCGUCUUCCAACGUCUCCAACGGCGUCAGCUCCAACUUUAGCUCCGUCAUCAUCAAGGGCCUCGGCUUCGACAACAAAAAGGCCGCACUCGUCGGCAUGUCGACGGGCCUGGCGGAGAUUGUGGCCAUCAUUCUCGGCGUAAUUGUGACGCGGUACUCGGGCACCCGCGUCAUCCCGGGCGUCUUUUCCUUCAUCGUCGCCAUCGUCGGCGGGGCGAUGCUCAUUGGCGUCAAUGACAAGAUCACCAAGCUGGCCGGGUACAACCUCAUCUUCUUUUUCCCCGUCGCGAGCCCGCUGCUGUACAGUUGGCUCAGCAGCGCCGUGGCCGGCACAACCAAAAAGAUUGUCUUCAACGUCGUCCUGCAGCUCGGCUACUGCGCGGGUAAUAUUAUUGGGCCUCAGACGGCGCUGCAGCGAGAGGCGCCCGAAUUCACGACGGGCAAAAUCACAAUGCUCGUCAUGUUUGUCAUCUCGGCCUGCUGCCUCAGCGCAAUCGGCCUCGUCCACCUGCUCUGGAACCGGGCGAGGGACGCGCGGGGUGAGGGCGCAGACGACCCCAAGCUCGCCGAGCUCGCCGACCACACCGACAAGGAGCUUCGGUCGUUCAGGUACCCGUACUAGUCUCGCAUGUAUACUACCGCAUCGAAAAUAUCAC
Acaromyces ingoldii is the source of this 1733-nucleotide messenger RNA. RefSeq names its product MFS general substrate transporter. The coding region runs from base 119 to 1699 and encodes 526 amino acids. Gene Ontology annotation, biological process: transmembrane transport. The transcript is spliced from 3 exons. Gene Ontology annotation, cellular component: membrane. NCBI's taxonomy places the organism in Eukaryota, Fungi, Basidiomycota, Exobasidiomycetes, Exobasidiales, Cryptobasidiaceae. Gene Ontology annotation, molecular function: transmembrane transporter activity. The record is from RefSeq and is a predicted model, not a curated record.